AUUGCGAGGGAAAGCAAAACUACACGGCCUCUCUCUGUGUAGUUUUGUUUUUGUCGGGGAAUAUUUCGAGGCUCAUCCCGUUCAUCUUGGAUCUUUCUACACAAACCGUUCUGGAUAAAGGGGGGUUCUCUCGUUAGUCACUCGGGCUUCGUCCCUUCUCUUCCAGGCACUCUUGUGGAAACAAGGUGCCGACCAACAUGUCAACACAAGCACCAACGUUCACACAGCCGCUACAGAGCGUCGUGGCACUGGAGGGUAGUGCCGCGACGUUCGAGGCUCAGAUCAGUGGUUCUCCAGUUCCUGAGGUGAGCUGGUUCCGUGAUGGCCAGGUUCUUUCCGCCGCAGCUCUACCCGGCGUCCAGAUCUCGUUCAGCGAUGGCCGCGCUGUUCUGAGGAUCCCCGCUGUGACCGCCGCACACAGCGGACGCUUCUCUGUCAGAGCUACCAAUGGCGCCGGGCAAGCCACCAGCACCGCUGAGCUCCUGGUUACAGCGGAGACAGCACCUCCCACCUUCCUUCAAAGGCUCCAGACCUCCACCGUGAGGCAGGGCAGCCAGGUGAGGCUGAAUGUCAGAGUCACAGGGAUCCCCACUCCUGUAGUGAAGUUCUACAGGGAGGGAGCCGAAAUCCAGAGCUCUGCAGACUUCCAGAUCCUUCAGGACGGAGACCUUUACAGUCUGCUGAUCGCCGAGGCCUUCCCAGAGGAUUCUGGGACGUACUCUGCGACAGCCACCAACAGCAGUGGACGGGCCACGUCCACCUGUGAACUGCUGGUCCAAGGUGAAGAACCGGUUCCAGCUAAGAAAACUAAGACAGUGAUUUCAGCCUCUCAGAUUUCCCAGACAAGAAUCACAAGAGUUGAAAAGAAGAUGGAAUUUGAACUGACUCAGACUCUUGGUCACAAGACCCCACCCAGAGUUCCACCCAAACCUUCGUCAAAGUCUCCCACCCAGCCCUCGUUGGUCUCCAAGGUGACCGCAGGGCGCCAACAGUCGCCGUCGCCAGUCAGACACGUGAAGGCGCCAACGCCCUCACCCGUCAGGCCGGUAAAAUCUCCCGUCACCACGAGGAAACAGCCUGCCACCAUCGCUGAGGUCCCCCCGCCAUGGAAGAGGGGAGACGAUGGGAAAGCAGUGUAUCAGACAUUCACAGAGAUUAAAGAGGCGGAGGGAGGGGUAAAAGCUGGGGCGGUGGCCAAGGUGGUGGCCGCCGUCGACCUGGCUCGUAUCCGUCGCCCCGUGCAUGUGGAGGGCGGCCGAGCUGAAGAGUUGGAGGCUGUAGAGGCAGAAAUGAGGCAGCAGGCGGUCGCCGUGGCUGCAGAUCAACACUAUCAGAUGGGGUGGAUGUCAACCGGAGCGCAGGCUGGUCAAAUGCUCACUGCUGCUCAGGAGUCCCACCUGCUCAUUCAGAGAGGAACAGAAAUGGGCUCCGGGGUGGACACUGGACUCGCUCCAUCUCCAGUUCCACAGUUCAUGGUUUCUAAAGUUUCUGUCCCCAAACCAGAGUCUGUUGGGGAGGUGUCCAUCGCCGGCUCGGCUAUCGCGUCUCUGCAGAAAGAGUUCUCCUCCUCCUCUUCUAGAAAGAUCAUCAAACCAGUCAAGUCUCCCAGUCCGUCUCUUAAAGCGGUUAAGACCAGCGAGACGCUGGGGUCCAUCCCACCUCCGUUCAAAGACUCCACUGAGAAAUCCCUCUCCGGCAGCCUCAUACAGACGGGGGUGUCAUACAUGUUGGGCAUGGAGAGGGAGUAUGAGGACUGGAGAGCCAAGGUGCAAGAGGCAGCAGCUGUACCUGCAGGUGACGCUGUCGUCCCACCCACGCUGGUCUCUGGCUUGAAGAACACGAACGUGACAGAGGGCGAGUCGGUGACCCUGGAAUGCCAGAUCAGCGGUCAGCCCGCCCCCGUCAUCAUGUGGUUCAGGGAGGACUACAAGAUUGAGAGCUCCAUUGACUUCCAGAUCAGCUACACCGGCGGAUUGGCUCGGCUGGUGAUCCGCGAAGCCUUUGCAGAAGACAGCGGGCGCUUUACGUGCACCGCCACCAACGAGGCUGGAACCGUCAGCACCUCCUGCUACCUGCUGGUCCAGGUGUCUGAGGACAUCGAGAGCAGGCAGGAGACAGGAAUCUUUUCUAGAGUUUGAGGAAAUGAAGCGGUGUUUCUUUAAGCUGAAGUCAUUCUGAUUGUGAUUCACAGAGUCACAGAAGAAGUUAAAGAAGAGACCAUGAUGGAGGCAGAGCCAGACGCUCCUGCUGCUGCUCCCUUCUUCAUUAAGACACCAGGUGUUCAAAAGCUGGUGGAAGGAGGAAGCAUCGUGUUUAUUUGUCAGGUGGGCGGAAACCCCAAACCUCAAAUCGUGUGGAAGAAGAAUGGCGUGCCGCUCACCACCGGAUACAGGUACAAAGUUGCAUACAAGAAGGAGACCGGGGAAUGCAGGCUGGAGAUCUCCAUGACCUUUGCAGACGAUGCUGGAGAGUAUUCAGUGUUUGCUAAGAAUCAGCUCGGAGAAGUUUCGGCCUCCACCAGCCUCCUGGAGGAGGUAUGUCCAUCAUCACGUCUAAAGAGUGAGACAAGCAGACGGACUGAGAGAAGGACGCUGGGCUUGGGUCUUAAUGUUAUGAUGUUUUUGCUUGCAGAGGAAUAUGAAGCCUACAUGAAGACCCAGGAAGUGGCCGCUCCGGUGCCGGAGCCCAAACCUGGAGACAUUCCCUCUAUCACAGUGGACACAAUGACCACUGUUAUUUCUGGACAGGAAUUCCAUUUGUCAGCCAUGGAGCUGAGAAUAAUUCAGGAGAUCGAGCUCACCAUCAUGAAGAUCACCUAUAGAGAGAUUGUAACCGAGGACGGGGAGCUGAUGGUGACCGCUGCUGCCACUGAGGCGGCACAGCCGGCCUUCGACACGCCCGUCAAAAACUACAGAAUCAUGGAGGGAAUGAGCGUCACCUUCCACUGCAAGAUGUCUGGAAUGCCGCUCCCCAAGAUUGCCUGGUUUAAAAACGGCCAGCGCAUCAGACCUGGGGAUCACUACCAGAUGGAGGUUCUCCAGGAUGGGCGAGCUAGCCUCCGCCUGUCGAUGGUGCGACCAGAAGACGAAGGCGUGUAUACUGCCUUCGCCACCAACAUGAAAGGAAACGCUGUCUGCUCAGGGAAACUUUAUGUGGAGUCGUCCGCGGCUGCUCCUCAGAGGUACACGCCGCAGCCUGCAGUACAGAGAAUCAGAUCCACAUCUCCUCGCUCUCUGAGCCGCUCUCCUGGGCGCUCGCCCAGCCGUUCACCCGGACGCUCUCCUGCUCGUCGACUCGAUGAGACCGACGAGGCACAGCUGGAAAGACUUUACAAACCAGUAUUUGUCAUGAAACCUUCUGCUUGUAAAUGUUCAGAGGGUCAAACUGCCAGAUUCGACCUCAAAGUCGUUGGGCGACCUAUGCCCGACACCUACUGGUUCCACAAUGGACAACAGAUCAUCAGUGACCACACCCAUAAGAUCGUUGUUAAAGAGGAUGGGACUCUGUCGCUGAUCAUUGUCCCGGCCAUGCCUCACGACUCUGGAGAAUGGACAGUGGUGGCCCAGAACAGAGCCGGGCGCUCAUCGAUCUCUGUCAAUCUCACUGUGGAUGCUAAGGAAACCCUGGAGCGUCCACAGUUUACAGAGAAACUGAGGAACAUCAGUGUGAAGGAAGGAACUCUGGUUGAACUGGCUGUUAAAGCCAUUGGAAACCCACUGCCUGACAUUGUCUGGCUGAAAAACAGUGACAUCAUCACCCCACACAAGCAUCCAAACGUUAAGAUUGAAGGAACCAAAGGAGAAGCCAAAUUCCAGAUCCCAUCAGCUGCCGGGUCAGACAGUGCCUGGUACACUGCCACAGCCAUCAACAAGGCUGGAAGAGACACCACCCGCUGCAGAGUCAACGUGGAGGUGGAAUACGUGGAGCCUGAGCCAGAGAGGAAACUCAUAAUUCCCAAAGGGACCUACAAAGCCAAAGAGAUCACACCUCCAGAGCUGGAGCCUCUUCACCUGCGGUAUGGUCAAGAGCAGUGGGAGGAAGGCGACCUCUACGACAAGGAGAAGCAACAGAAACCGGCAUUCAAGAAGAAGCUCACAUCAGUCCGCAUGAAGCGCUUUGGUCCGGCGCAUUUUGAGUGCAGGCUCACUCCCAUCGGAGACCCCAACAUGGUGGUGGAGUGGCUGCAUGACGGGAAGCCUCUUGCUGCUGCUAACAGGCUGCGGAUGGUCAACGAGUUUGGCUACUGCAGCCUGGACUACGAGGUCGCUUACGCCAGAGACAGCGGCGUGAUCACCUGUAGAGCCACCAACAAGUUUGGAGUCGACCAGACCUCGGCUACCCUGAUUGUCAAGGAUGAGAAGGGCCUUGUUGAGGAAUCCCAGCUCCCUGAGGGCAGGAGGGGAAUUCAGCGCAUGGAUGAAAUGGAAAGGCAAGCUCAUGAAGGUGGCCCUUAUGGAGUAACUGCUGAGGAGGAAACAGAGAAAAUGAAACCAGAGAUCGUCCUUCUCCCUGAACCUGUAAGGGUCAUGGAGGGCGACAUAGCCCGAUUCCGCUGCCGAGUCACAGGAUAUCCAGCUCCGAAGGUCAACUGGUACCUCAAUGGACAACUCAUCCGCAAAAGCAAAAGAUACCGACUUCGUUACGACGGUAUCUACUACCUGGAGAUCACAGAAAUCAAAUCCUAUGAUUCAGGAGAGGUGAAGGUUAUAGCGGAUAACAACCUGGGUUCAGCUGAACACACCGUGAAGCUGGAGAUCCAGCAGAAGGAGGACUUCAGAACCCAUCUGCGCCACGCUGCUGAGGCUAAAGCGGGUGAAGCUCCGUCCGAGACAGGACGAGUCUCAUUUGAGGUGGUGAAGACCGAGCUAUCAUCCGAGGACUCCCAACAAAAGGAGGUGGUUAAGCUUAAGAAGGCCCACAGAAUUGUCCAUGAAAAAGCUGUGGAGGAGUCUGAGGAGCUGAGGAGCAAAUUCAAGCGUAGGACAGAGGAAGGCUACUAUGAGUCCAUCACGGCUGUGGAGCUCAAGUCUCGCAAGAGAGAUGAUUCUUAUGAAGAUCUGCUAAGAAAGACGAAAGAGGAGCUACUACACCACGCAAAACAGAAGGAGGAGGCUGAGAGGAGGAAGGAGGAAGAGCGGCUGAAAGUUACAGCUAAACCUCUGAAACCAGAAAGGAUCAAACUCUCGGCCAGCAUGGAGGCUCCGAAGAUCCUGGAGCGGAUCAGCAGCCAGACCGUCGCUCUGGGGGAUGAAGUCAAAUUCAGAGUCAGAGUGGUGGGUAGACCAGACCCGGAGUGCCAGUGGUUCAAGAACGGCGUCCAGCUGGAGAAGUCCGAACGGAUAUACUGGUUCUGGCCUGAAGACCAUGUGUGUGAACUGGUAAUCAGGAAUGUCACUGCCGAGGACUCGGCUAGCAUCAUGGUUAAAGCAAGCAGCACUGCUGGAGAGACAUCAAGCCACGCUUUCCUGCUGGUUCAAGCCAAACAAGUCAUCACUUUUACCCAGAAGCUGGAGGAGAUCAAUGCCAAGGAGAAGGACACUAUGGCCACCUUUGAGUGUGAGACCAAUGAGCCAUUCGUUAAGGUCAAAUGGCUCAAGAACAACAUGGAGAUCUUCUCAGGAGACAAAUACAGGAUGCACUCUGACAGAAAGGUCCACUUCCUGUCUGUGCUGAUGCUUGAGGUGAAGGACAAUGCAGAAUACUCCUGCGUGGUGAUAGAUGACGAGAGCGUCCGAACCAGCGCCAACCUUAACGUUGAAGGAGCCCCUCUGGAGAUGGUGAAGCAACUGGAGGACGCUGAGGUGCCAGAAACGUACUCUGGAGAGUUUGAAUGCGUUGUGACGCGUGAAGACGCUGAAGGCAGCUGGUUCUUUGAAGGCAAGCUGCUCUCUCCCAGUAGUAAAUACGUCAUGAUGUCUCGUCGUGGAAGACACAGUCUGUCUGUGAGAGACGUCAAGAAGGAAGACCAGGGCAAAUACACCUUCAAAGUGGGAGAAUUCACCACAUCCGCCUCGCUGAAGAUGAAGCUGCGUCCAGUGACCCUGGUUCAGCCUCUGACGGACCUAACGGUUUGUGAAGGUGACAUUGCUCAGCUUGAGGUUAAGUUCUCGCAGGAAAACGUUGAAGGCAGCUGGAAAAAGAACGGACAGCCAGUCACGGCGUCUGACCGUGUACACAUUGUGAUUGACAAACUAGUCUACAAACUCCUGAUUGAAGACGCCACCAAGGACGACUUUGGAUCAUAUUCUUUCGAGGUUCCUGACCACGAUAUUAAAACCUCUGCAAAGCUGAACGUUCGGAGCAUCGGCAUCCUCGUUCCUUUGAAGGACAUCUCUGCCAUUGAAGGCACCAAGGCUGUCCUAGAGGCCAAGAUCUCUGCUCAGGACAUUAGCUCGGUCAAAUGGUACCACGAUGACAAACUGUUGGUUCCCAGCGACCGAGUCAGUGUGGUGGCAAAGGGAGCCAAGCAGCGCCUGGUUUUCAGCAGGACCUACGCGUCUGACGAGGGCCGCUACAAAAUGGUUGUUGGCCGAGUGGACACCAGCUGCAAGUUCUCCGUAGAGCCUGUGCAGAUCCUGAAGCCGAUGAACGACACGGAGUGCUCCGAGUCUGAGAAUGUCACCUUCGAAGUCGAGGUUUCCCACCCCGGUAUCGACCCUUAUUGGACCUUCAAGGACCAGCCGCUGAAAGCCAGCGCCAAGCACAAGAUGGAGACCAAGAAUAAGCACCACACCCUGACCGUCAUCAACGCCAUGAAGGAUGAGGAAGGCGAGUACAUGUUCGCUGCGGGUGAGAAGACGUGCAGAGCUUCGCUCACCGUGACAGGUGGCGCUAUCAAGAAGCCUUUGCGCGACCUGGUAGUAGCGGACUCCCAGACUGCAGUGCUGGAGUGUCAAGUAGCAAACCCAUCUGCAGAGGGAAAGUGGCUGAAGGACGGACAGCCCGUGGACUUUAGCGACAACGUGCUGAGCGAGGUGGACGGCGCCGUCAGACGUCUGGUUAUUGUUAUCACGAAAGCCACCGACAUUGGAGAGUACACGUACCAGGUGGCCACCUCCAAGACCACGGCCAAUCUAAAGGUCGAAGCUGUAAAGAUCAAGAAGACGCUGAAGAACCUGAACGUCGUUGAGACUCAGGAGGCCGUGUUUAGCCUGGAACUGACCCAUGAGAACGUCAGGGGGGUGCAGUGGAUCAAGAACGGUGUUGAGAUCCAGCCCAGUGAGAAGUUUGAAAUCAGCAUGGAGGGCAUGGUUCACACCUUAAAGAUCAACAACUGCUCCACCCACGACGAGUCUGUUUACUCCUUCAAACUGGGAAAGCUGUCUGCAAGCGCCAGACUUAACGUUGAAACCAUUAAGAUUCUUAAGAAGCCAAAGGAUGUGACAUCACUGCUUGGAGCAACAGCUAUGUUUGAGGUGGGAAUCUCUGAAGACAACAUCCCAGUGAAAUGGAUGUUCAAGAACACGGAGCUGAAGCCAAACGAGCACUACACCCUGCUGUCUGAGAAAAGGAGUCAUAAACUCAUCAUCCAGGACGUCGACAGCAGCAAGGAGGGAGAGUACACCGUGCUGGUCGGCCAUCUGCAGUGCAGCGCUCACCUGACUGUGGAGUCUCUGCGGGUAACCAAACCCAUAAAGAACGUGGAGGUCCCAGAGACCCAGGUGGCCACAUUUGAGUGCGAAGUAUCCCACUUCAACGUGCCGUCCACCUGGCUGAAGGACGGUGUGGAGAUCGAAAUGAGCGAGAAGUUCCGCAUCGUGGUUCAGGGGAGACUCCACCAGCUGAAGAUCAUGAACACCAGCAGGGAAGACUCCGCGGAGUACACUUUCGUCUGCGGGAACGACCGUGUGUCGGCGACGCUCACCGUCAACCCGAUUCUGAUCACGACAAUGUUGGAGGACCUGAACGCUCAGGAGAAAGACACCGUCACAUUUGAGGUGAACAUCAACUACGAGGGAAUCACCUACAAGUGGCUGAAGAACGGCGUGGAGAUCAAAUCCACGGACAGGUGCCAGGCUCGCUGCAAGCAGCUCACUCACACUCUGAGCAUCAGGAACGUCCACUUUGGAGACAGCGCCGAUUACACCUUCAUGGCGGGCUCUGCUGCCACUACAGCUAAGCUCUACGUGGAAGCUCGUGUUAUCGAAUUCACUAAACACCUAAAAGACCUGAAGAUCACCGAGAAGAAGCGGGCCACCUUUGAGUGUGAGGUUUCUGAGCCCAACGUGCAGGUGAUGUGGAUGAAGGACGGACAGGAGCUGGAGAUGUCCGACAGGUUCAAAAUGUCCUCAGACAACUUCGUCCACCGGCUGGUUCUGCCGUCAGUCCGCUUGUCCGAUGCUGGCGAGUACACGGCUGUCGCUGGCUCCAGCAUGUCUGUGGGACACCUGGCAGUCGAAGGACGAGAUGUGAAAAUCUCAGAGCCUGAAAGCAGAGAUGUCACGGUGGUGGAGAAGCAAAGGGCAACCUUUGAGUUUGAGGUGAAUGAGGACGAAGUGGAGGGACACUGGUUGAGGAACGGAGCGGAAAUCCAUUUCUCUGAGGAAGAGCGCUUCAACUACGCCGCCAUCAGGAGGCUGCACCGCCUCACCAUCUCUGAGACCUUUAGGAGUGACGCUGGAGAAUACACCUUCGUCGCCGGCAAGAACCGCAGCAGCAUGAACCUCCACGUUAGACUGCCAGAGCCGCCACAGAUCGUGCGCCACAUGCAGCCCCAGACAGUGAUGUCGGGUCGGAUGGUGCGUUUCUCGGCUCAUGUCAGCGGCCUCCCUGCGCCUCAGAUGCUCUGGUACAAAGACUCCCAGCUGCUGACCAGCAGCUACAAAUGCAAGUUCCUCCAUGACGGAGACGAGCACACGCUGCUCCUGCUAGAGGUCUUCCCUGAGGAUGCCGCCGUCUACAGCUGUGAGGCCAAGAACGACUUUGGAGCAGCCACAAGCUCCGCCCCCCUAACCGUAGAAGUUCCUGAGGUGGUUGAGACCGCCGCUCCCAUCUCCCCUCCGGUUCUGAUCAGCCCCAUGCGGGAUGUUCUGGUCCCACAGGGAAGCCCCGCUCAGCUGAAGUGUACCAUCUCAGGGGAAGAUCUGCAGGUUUCUUGGUUCCGUAAAGACAAGGAGAUCCAACAGUCCGACAUCUUCAGGAUGUCUCAUAUGGAUGAAACCUGCCUGCUGGAGAUUUCCAGAGUCCUCCCCUCUCAUGAGGGAGAGUAUUCCUGCAUUGCCACUAACUCAGCAGGGAUGGUCACAUGUUCUGCCACUCUGAACCUGGAUGAUGGUAAAGCCUUAGCUAGUGUGUCUGAGACUAAAGUGACUCAGAGACGGGAAGCUCAGACGGAGAGCUUCAGCUCUCUGUCGGCGGGUCAAACCGCCCACACUGUUGAGUUUUCUGAGCUCGUCUCUGAAGCGUCCUCCGUGUCCUGGAGGACGGUGGAGGUUCAGAUGGAGAGCGUGACCUCAGUGGAGACGAGCUCUCGCAGCAGCGUUGCUUUCAGCCUCUCAGCCAGCCCCCAGCUGCUGACGGAAAUGAGCGACAUCAGAGUGAGAAGCGGCGAGGUGGCCGAGUUCAGCUGCUCUUUCGACGGGCAGCCUUUCACCUCAGUGGUGUGGGAUCAUAACGGUCAGAACUUGGUGGACACGGAGCGGGUAAGGCGCUCUGAGGGCGGGGGCCUGUUGUCCCUGCUCAUCCAGAGCGUGGACACGGACGAUCAGGGAACCUACCGCUGCACAGCCACCAACCCGCACGGUCAGAACAGUUCCUCUGCCAGGCUUACUGUUGAAGCUAAAGAAGCGAACCUCAAAGCAGAGACCCCCAUCCCUACCGGUUCUGUCCGUAAAGCGUCUCAAGCAGACAAAGAGAGUUCUAGAGAUCUCUCUGAGCAGGAGAAGCAGGAGUCAAAGAAGAAGCUUCGAUCUUUGCCUGAAUCUUCCCAAAGACCUUUCCAGUUAUAUUUCCCGGACGUGAUGCCUCAUGACGAGCGGAGUCGCCGGCUCUUUGACCGCCCGGAGCUCCUGAUCAAACUCCCCCCUGAACUGCUGCUCAGAAGCAAAGACAGGAAGUCUCCGCUCUGCAUCAUGAAGGGGCUUCCUGCUUCAUUUGUCAUUUGGCUUUACAGCCGUUUGAAUGUGAAGGACUCUGUUUGGUACUCUCUGAAACAGGACAGCGCUCUGUGCUGUAUAGAUGCUAAUAAUGAGGGAGCCGGACGGGGGGGCUCUUACUGUUUGAAAACUCUGAGCUCAGCUGGAGAUGCUGAGUGCAGCACAGGGAUGAAAGUGACGGAGGCGGAGAAGGAGCCAGAGGUUAAGGAAGACGUUAAAGCCCUACUGGGAUGUGUGAUUUACUUUCAAUUCUCAUUGUUCCACUCAGCCUUUUCUAGCUCAACCAUCACAGUGGAAGAGGAGAUCCAGGAGUCAUUCAGCACUGGCUUAAAAUUACCUGAUAAAACCAGAACACUUGAACUCAAACCAGAGACCAAACGCUUCUCCAGCUCUUUGGAGAGGAAAAAAGAAAAACCAGUUUUCCUCAGCGAGCUUCCCCCAGCAGCAGUAGCAGCUGUCGGGGAAAGCUUUGCCUUUACGGUCAAAGUGUUGGGUUUCCCAGCACCCACUGUCCACUGGUUUCACAACGGGCAGACCAUAACCAGUUCAUCGGUCUAUACGUUCAUUCACAGACAAGACAAGUACAGUUUAGUUAUUAACGAAGUUCGUAGAGAAUAUGAUGGGGAGUACUCUUGCACGGUCAGCAACAGGUUCGGGCAGUCGACAUGCUCCUCGUUUCUUCGCGUUCAGGUGAAAGAACCCGAAGAGGAGAGAAGGGUUGGCGAGGAAAUGCAGAAGUCCGUCGGCCAUCCUCCAAAGUUUCUGAAAGCGAUAGAGUCGGUUCAGUUAUCGGAGGGUGGCCAGUGUUUCUUCAGAUAUACGCUGAGUGGAGAUCCGCUCCCUGAUGUUCAGUGGUUCAAAGGAAGCUCCAUUAUCCAGCCGGCCGGGUUCGUCGUCAUGGCGAACAGUCCGGACGGAUCCGGCUUUUUCAGCAUUGAGAGUGUCAAAGAAGAGAACAGUGGUACCUACACGUGCAAAGCUUGCAAUCUGUUUGGUGAGGCCGCCUGCAGUGCUGAACUGGUGGUCAUUGGCCAAAAAGCUCAGCAGGAGAGGCAGUUGAUUCAGAAAACAAAAGGCUUGAAGAUUUCCCUGACUGAGCAAAGCACAGAGUCCCGGCUGAGCCAGGAAAGAAGCCGGUCGGAUCAGUUGAUUUACACCAUCAGCACCGAAGACCGGCAGAUUAUCCCCAGUGAGGAGGUGGAAACCCUCCAGGAGAUCAACGUCUCUGCUGCUACUCUGCAUAGAGAGCAGAUGACCCAGCAGGCCGCUCUUCUACAGUCACAUGAAGUUCAUGAGAGCGUUUCUUUAGCUCUAGAACACCCCGCUGAGGUCUUAGCUGAAUCUACAAAGCAGCUUCACAUGGCUUCAUUCCUGUCUUCAGUCCAGGAGAGCCAGAGGAUCACAGAGCAGCAUUCAGAGAGGAUUCUGAGCCCUGAGCUUGUUGACCUUAAAUCCUCAGAGGAGAAGCCGUCUGAGAUCAUGUCGGCUACCUGUGAGGAAGUCCUGUCCCUGAGCACAGUGAGAGCUGAGCCUCUGGCAGACCAGACUCAGGAACACAUGGAGACCACGGCUGAACCCAGGCAGCCGCUCAGCAGCUACCAAGUAGAAUCCGCUCUCCCCAUCCUUGCUGAUGUGUCUGGUGCUGUGGAGCGACCAGAGGAGGAGAGAAGUUUUAGAGUCCAAGAGGGGAUGAAGAUUUCUUACUCUGCUCAAUCUGCUGAGCAGCUGCUGCUCGCAGAAACCCACUCUGAGCCUCUGCUAGCUCUGAACCCACCCUUAACGCCACAGGUUAGAAAAGAACAACCUAAUCCAGUGCAUGCACCGAUGAGUGAAACCAGAGGGACUCUCACUAAAGAGCGCAGUUUUGAAAUACAUAAUCCAGAGCAGCAAACCAUCCAGACAAGCAAAGAAAAGCUUUAUAAAUCAGCCAUGACUAAUGAAGAAAAAUAUCCGAUUCAGGCAGAACAGACGGUACAAGUGGCCCCACUAGAGAGUCCGAUGUGUCUGCAGGUGAUGGGGGAGGAGAAACAAGUUUUAAAUCUGCAGGUCAUCAGUGAUCAGUGUGGUUUAGAGUCCGAGGGGCGGUUCAGCAGUGAACAGCCUCCCACAGAGCAGGCAGAUGUAAGGAAGAGUCCAACUUUGCUGCACUCUGUAAUUCAGGAAGAGCAGAGGGCCUUGGUGUGUGAGUCGACCUCAGAGGUCAGAGUGCAGACUGACUAUGCCUCAGCUCAGCCAAGAAAAGAGCAGCCACAGCAGAAGUACCUCCAGUCUAUCCAGUCUGUUCCACAACUACCUAAGGAAGGGAUCAUUGUCUUUACCAAACCUGAACAGCAGGCAGCCACAGCCAAGCAGGAAAGAGCUCGAAGCCAUGCCGCGUCUUCAGAAAUGCACAGAGAGAUCAUAGCAGAUCAUCACAAAGAUCUUAGUGUGUCUGUGGAUGGAAUGAAGGCCAAGCAUAAAACUGAGUCCAGACCUCCGAACAUUCUUGGUGUGUCUUCCCAGUCACUACUCCUCCCGAAGGAGACCCCUUUCACUGACACCGUUAGAGAGCAGCGAGUACUAAUUCAGAGAGAGGAGCAGUGGAACAUCCUGCAGUCCUUGAACAUCACAGACACCCCAACUUUAGAGGAGGGCCACACCACUAGCCUGCACACAGAUGAGGAAUUCAAGCCUGUAGUUAGAGUCGAACCAAAGAUCCCAAAGAGGCCCGUGUUCAUAGAAGAAAAGGCGGCGGCAACAGAGAGGUGCACAAUCUUAGAGGCUGCAGAACGAGAUUCAGCAGUUGCGAUUAAGGAGGGGCAGUCAGUCCAACAGUCUGUGCAGCUGGAAGAGAGGCAGGUCAUCUUGAAGGAACAGUCUAGUGAGAUACAUCAAACCCAGGCUUCCACUGUCAAGGUUCAGACCCAACCGAAAGGAGUCGUUUUUCUCCAUGAGUCUCAGGACUCUGUUCCUCUACCCAAAGAGCUCAGCUUUGUUCUAAACAUCCCCAAACCAACCAGUAUGACCAUUAGACAUCAGCUGAAAGACGCUCUCCAGUCUGCUGUGGCCACCAAUCAGGCAGUCCUACUGGCAGAGGCUGUGGGACAGUUAGAAGCGGUUGAGAUACAGGAAGUCAAAGUUCAACGAGAACCCAGAAGGACAACAUUUACAUAUCUGAUCACAUCGCCCGGUGUCCCAUUGGAGAUCACGCUGUCCUUUGAAGGGGAAUAUCCUCAGGUGGCAGAUCUCAAGACAGAACUGGAGGUGGCGCUACGAGCCAUGUUGUUCCAAGAACAGCAGAGUCUUACUUCAGAGCAGCAUGGUACCCUGCAGAUUGACAGACCUCAGAUAGUCCACAUCAGCUCAGCACCCUCCAAAGAGAUGAUGUCCACCGUGACUGAUACAGUGAUGGUGGCAGAGAGCGUUGCUUUGUUUACUCCAGAUGCAUCCUUUUCUGCAGAUUUAAGAACAGAGUCAAUGGGUUCUUUCCAAAGUGCAACAAUUCAGAGCUACGGCUUUCAGCAAGCGAGUGGCGUUACCACAGUAACCACCUUGAAAGACGUAGAGCAGGUUGCUAUGGUGCAGGUGGACACCAGAGAGGAGUACCUCUCAGAGGCUUUCCUGAUUAGCGAGUCCUCUGACAGCCCGAUGGAUCGCCCUGUUGUUGUUCAGCCUCUGGAGGAAACCUUUGCAGAAAUAAACGGUGACGCUGUUCUUACUACGACUAUCAACAAUGCAACCGAGGUGAACUGGUUCUUCAAUGGUCAGCUGGUGGAAUCUGGUGAAGAGUUCAGGUGUUCUGAGGACCAUGACACAUACACAUUAGUUAUCCACAAAGUGUUGAAGGAGAGGCAUCAAGGAGAAUAUGUCUGUGAGGCUGAGAACGCAGCUGGCAGGACCACGACGUCUUCGAGGCUCACUGUGGUCUCAAAAGUGAAACCCGUGUUCAAGCACAGAGUCGUACCGCUGGAGGUCAAUGUGGGCAACAAUGCCAGAUUUGAAUGUGACACAGAGGAUGCUCCGAAUGUGAACUUCAAGUGGUUUAAAGAUGGGCACCCACUGAAGGAGGGUGAUAAGUACCGGAUAAUCAGCCGCUUCACCUCUUCCUCACUGGAGGUUCUGAGCGCAGCCAAGGAAGACAGUGGAGAGUACAGCUGCAAAGCAUCCAAUCACCAUGGCGGUGAUGAAUGCUCCGCCCUUCUCAGUGUGACAGAGAAAUUUCCUCCAUUUAUUCAAAAUAAGCCUGAAAACCAAACAGUGUUUGUUGGAAAGAAGGCACUGAUACAGUGUGUUAUAGCGGGAUCCGCUCCUCUGAAUGUUGAGUGGUUUAAAGACCACCAGGCUGUGUCCUCAGUGCCUGAACACUACCGCACCUCUUGUGAAAAGAAUAAGCACACUCUUGAGAUUGCCAUGCUUGAAGCGGCAGACGGAGGGCUGUAUGUGUGCAGGGCAUCUAAUGAUGCCGGAGUGGCUGAGUGCAGCACGGAGCUGCUGGUUGUCGAUAAGCCCAGCUUUGUAAAGCCACUGGGUCCAGUCGCAGCAGUGGUUGGAGCUCCUCUUCACCUGGAGUGUCAGGUGGACGAGGACACAGGCGUGACUGUCACCUGGACCAGAGAUGGUAGAAAAGUCCACCAGUCUCCAGACUGUAAACUGUCUUUUGAGAACAAGACGGUAAAUCUUGAUAUCCUAAAAACCACAUUGAAAGAUUGUGGAAAUUAUGUGUGUACGGUGGCAAAUGAAGCUGGAAGUAGCUCUUGCUCCACCUCUGUGAAAGUACAAGAGCCCCCAGUCUUUGUAAAGAGGCUGGAGGCCACCACAGUCUGGAAGCAGGGCAGCACGGCUCGGCUCCAGUGCUCUGUCAAAGGAUCCCCUGAGCUCCACACCACCUGGUUCUUCAAUAACAGCGAGCUGCCGGUCGGCGGCAGGUAUGCCACCAGUUUUAAGGAUGGCGUUGCUGCCGUUGAGAUAAGCAACGUUGCGUCGAGCGACAGCGGAAACUACAGCUGUGAGGUUCUGAACGAGUCAGGCUGUGAGAGCUGUAGCACCAAAGUGACCGUUAAAGAACCGCCGUCAUUCCUUAAGGACGUGCCCUACUUAGAGGCAGUCAGGGGAUCUGUAGCGGCGUUGGAGUGCGAGAUUGCAGGCUCUGCACCUUUUGAAGUGACCUGGAAAAAGAACAAGAAACGUUUGUCCUCAGAUAAAAAGUACAGAGUAGUGUCACAGGAGUCUCUGACCUCUUUGGAGAUCCAUGCAUUCGAGUCGGCCGACAUCGGUGAAUAUGAAUGCGUUGUUUCCAACGCGGUUGGCUCUGUGACCUCUAAAUCAGUGGUUAAACAGAAAGAGCCUCCUAUCUUCUCAAAGAGGAUUGAGAGUUCUACGGUGGUGCUGGGAAAUGUGGCGAAGCUCCAAGGAGUUGUGAAAGGCUCAGCUCCUAUAUCCAUCAAAUGGAUGAAAGACUCAAAGUCACUAAUAGAUGACGAUUCCAGCGUCACCACAACAUUCGAGAACAAUAUUCCCAGCAUUUCCUUUGCCUCUGUGGAUUUAAAACACGGCGGCAAGUAUACCUGCAUCGCAGAGAAUGAGGCGGGUCAGCAGAAGUGUGAGGCUAUACUCACCAUCCAAGAACCAGCAAAGAUCGUAGAGAAAGCGGCAUCCAUCAGCGUUACGGCCGGAGACUCGGCCACGCUCCAGUGCAGCAUCUCCGGAAGCCCGGAGCUUAAAGUCCGAUGGUUCAAAGACGGAAAGGAGAUAAUCAGUGGUCGUAAAUAUAAGACAACGGUGAAGGAGAGCACCGCCGCUCUAAAGAUCCUUUCAGCAGACAAAGGAGACACCUCAGAGUACAAGGUGGAGGUUUCCAAUAAAGUCGGCAGAGACGAGUGCAUGUGCUCGGUCACCGUUAUAGAUCGUGCCGUUCCACCAUCUUUUACAAAAACUCUAAAGAACUUAGAUGGAAGUAUUGGUAGUAACAUAACGUUGGAAUGCAGAGUUGCUGGAUCGCAGCCUAUGACUGUUUCUUGGCUCAAAGACGACAAAAAAAUUCACAGCAACGAUAAAUACAAGCUUGAUUUCAGCGAUGGCGCAGCCACGUUGGCGAUAAUGCAUUCAGAGCAGAGUGACGGAGGAGUUUAUACAUGCCGCGCCUCAAACGAGGCCGGAGAUACAGAAACCAGCGGAACGCUGGCGAUCAAAGAACCUCCAGCCUUCACAGUAAAACCAGAGUCCCGAGAUGUUGCACCAGGAAGCAAUGUUGUCAUGAGAGCAGAAUUCACUGGGUCUGCUCCACUGGUGGUUAAAUGGUUCAAAGAGGAGAAAGAGAUCUUCUCUGCGGGGAAAUGUGUCAUUAAGAAGGAUAACUCCUCCAGUUCCUUGGAGCUUCAUUCUGUAAAAGCCAGUGAAUCGGCUAAGUACACCUGCCAGGUGUCCAACGAUGCGGGGAAAGUGGACUGCAGCGCUAUCCUCUUCGUCAAAGGUUCUGCUUCCAUCCUGUCUCAGCCAACCUUCCACUAA
Cyprinodon variegatus (sheepshead minnow) is the source of this 16580-nucleotide messenger RNA. RefSeq names its product titin-like. Lineage: Eukaryota; Metazoa; Chordata; Actinopteri; Cyprinodontiformes; Cyprinodontidae. The record is from RefSeq and is a predicted model, not a curated record.